CACAGGUACACAGACUGAUAUACCUGUAUCGAUGGACAGAGAGACAGACACAGGUACACUGACUGAUUUAUCCAUCUGGAGGAAGCGAUGGACGGAAGCGGAUGGUGGUAAUGCCUCCAUUUUGCCCCUCCCCCCAAUGUCAGCUUGCUCCAGUCCCAGCUUUGAAUGGAGCUGGGCUGACCACCAGUCAGCAAGAUUUUCCGUCCCGUUACUACCCAGCGUCAAGCCGCUGGCUUUCUGCACACCGUCUUGGCCCCUGCAGUUGAGUCCCGUGUCUGGCAGCCCACUGUGUGACAGGGAGGACACCAAUGCGCUGUUGCCUGCAGGGGAAGGUGGAGCUCCGCUGGCGAAUGCUGGUCAUGUGACACACAGGCGUAAGGCCUGCCUUGUCACUCUCACCCUGGCCGGUCAUACAAUCGCUGAUACUCCCCUCAUGAACACCAAUAUUGACGAAAGUUCUUCUGGCCCAGCUUCAGUUGUUACUAACCCUCCGCGCAGCACCGUCUCCCCCGAAGCCCCAUUUACAGCUAACAUCACUGCUGAAACAGAUGAAAAUUCUUCCACCCCAUGUAUUAGUGCCCCUGCUGUUACUCCUGCUUCUGCUCUUUCUGCUCACCAUUCAGAUACAGUUGCCCCUGCACCAUUGAUUAUUGCCCAUCAUACAGACAGUAUUGCCCCGACUCCAGAGAUCAUCGCCAGUGAUACAGAUAUUAUCGUCCCAGCUCCAGCUGCUGCUGCAGCUGAGUCAGCCUCUCUUGUGGCCACAGCCGGUGUAUCCGGUGGGUCUGGUGAUCAUCUGCUCGGUGUUUCAGAGGCUGCUCGCAGCUCUUCCUCAGCAGCAGAUCUGUCUCCUGUUGCCCCUGUUGCCGAGGCGAUGGCUCAACACUGCAUGGCAUUGCCCACAAGUCCAUGCUGCUCAUCACCUGGCACUAUUCUGACCAUCCCUCAGGGGGCCGAUUUGGAAGACCCUGGUGGAAGAGCCAUUCAGCUGUCUACCCCCCCUGCCUGCAUCCUGUCCCAGGGGCUAUGUCCGCUAAUCUCUGCUGCCUCUGCCAUGCUUUCUCAGGGGGAAGAGCAUCACCCCCCCCAAACCCCUUCCUUACCACCAGUGCAGGCAGGGAUGGACUUCCAGGGGGCGAUUGCCACCGCACAGAAGAAUUGCAGUGGACAUUUCGGAUCCGGGGGUGGAAGGAUUGUUGGAGAUGGUGUCCAGGGACUGGAUGCAGAAGAGAACAGGGAAUUUGAGCAGUUUGAGGGCAAUAUUGUAGGCUUCAUCAACUACUUUCUGAAUCCAAACCCAUCUCAAGAAGAGAGCGGCCAUGCUGGGGUAGGGAACAGCAAUGUUACCGGGCACCAGGAAAUGGCACCUAGUGGGUCGAGGAAGAGAGGGAGGCCAAGGAAGAGAGGAAGGCCAAGGACGACGGGGAUGGUCAGGACAGAGGUGGUCAUGGUGGAGGGGGAGCGAGGAAAUCCGUCCUCACUGGAAAGGGGCUGCGGGAGGGAAAGGAUAGAGCUCAGGCCGAAGAAUCCACAGACAGCUGUCAGUAUAAUACCCAGGAGGGACCGGGGGCGAGGCAGGGGGGGCGGCAGGAGUGGGCUCAGAGACAGACAGCAGCCAAUCAAGAUGAGGCUGAAGAAACAACCUGAGGGAGGGGUGUGGGAGAUCGUGGAUGUGAGGGCGCAGGCCUUCGGAGCUCCAAGACGAAGAAGGGGAAGGCCAUGCAAAGGGGCCGUUGGGGGGCGGACACAUACCCAGGACGCAUUUCCAAUCAUAACGAGACAGAGGGGUCAGCCCGGGGUCCACCCCUUCCGAAUGUCCUCUCUUCCCAGUCAGGUUUUCAACGCCCUUGUCUCUCUGCCUGAUCUUGCAGAGCUGUCCACAUUCCCGUCUCCCUUUCUGUCCGGCCGCAGCUGGCACCCCCUGCAGGCCCAGCUCCGAGCUCCGCUGCCCCCACCCUCCCCACAGGCGGCCCCCGAGGAGUCAGCCGAGCAGUUCGAGAAGCUCCUGGAUGAUAUGGUGGGGCUUGUUAUGGGACUCGAUGACAAUGCUGAGGGUCUCUGCGCUGAUGACAGCUCCGCUGGUGGGACUGCCAGCUUCCUGCAGCCCCAUCUAGAUCCCUCUGCCGACCCUCACUUGACGUAUGUGGUCAGCCCUGGAUCUUGUCUUCCUUCAGAGGUUGUUAUAAACACUUCUCCCUGCAAUGUCGCUCCUGCUAUGUCCUCCGAGGGUGAUUUUGCUGUCACGGCUAAUCCAGUAUCCCUGCAGUCUGUCACUGCCACACCCGAUGCAUCUGUCCCCCACACAAAUACUCCUCUUCCUCUUCAUGUCCCACACACAAAUACUCCUCUUCCUCUUCAUGUCCCACACACAAAUACUCCUCUUCCUCUUCAUGUCCCACACACAAAUACUCCUCUUCCUCUUCAUGUCCCCCACACAAAGACUCCUGUUCCUCCUGAUCCACAUCAGGGCACCACCACCGCUUGCAGCCACGGAUGCUGUUCCUCCUCCCUCUGCUCUAUUUGCUCACACCCCCAUGAUGAGGCUGCUCCCUGCAGACAACGUUUGUGGUCUUCCAGCAAUCCUGUCAACUUCUGUUCUGAAUCUGGCAAAGAGUCAAUAGUUGGGCCAAAGGAUUCCCUCCUGUCGUGUUUUUCUCAGGCUGCCAGGGUCACAAUUUCUGGUUUAACUUAUGGUUUGCUGCAGACAGCAGACUCUGUAACGCCAGUGAGGUGCUCCGCUGCGGUUCAGCCCAACCCUCGUUCUGGCAGCAACACAGAAAGAGCGGUUCUGAGCCGCAGUACAGGCUGCAGUCGUGCCACAGACACCUCUCUGUACAGCCCACCUCGGGAGACCACAGCAGCAGUGAAUGAUAUCCUGGAGCACAUCUUGGGGUCAUCUGAAAAUGAGUCUGAAUCACGAUGCGUGAAUGAUGGUGACGAACCUGAGGGGAUUGUGCGGGAGGAUGGAGCUGAAGUCCAGGAGGAAGCAACGACCCCUGAUGUUUUGGGAGAGCAUUCGAGCAAAGACGCACAUGAUGUGAACGGGACAAAGGAUGCAGAUGGUCCCUUAAAAUGUUCAGAGGGUUCUCAGACAAGCCUCCAGGAGCAUGUAACGCCCCUAACAAACAUUCUUUCUCCAGUUCAAAAAGAACUUACUUUGGAACCAGAGCAACCCAUAAAAACCUCCCAGGACACCUCACACAUUCUGGUAGAGUCCCAGAUUUCAUCUUCAGCUAUACACUCCAAACAGCAAAGUUCAAAGGACCUCUCCUGCUGUCCCUCCCCCAGUCCUGAGGGACUACAGAUUCCAAGUUUAAUGACAGAACACCUUCCAGCAGAUUCUUCUCCCAAUAGACUACGGAGUCCAGUCACGAAGCAACUAGUUCCCAUAGACUGUUCUAAAAGACCUACGGGUGUUCCUGGGGACAAGGGACCACCGGAUAACAGGUUGAGGGGCAGAGAGAAGGUAGAUGCAGAUUAUAAGAAGAGGAAAAUUGUGACAAGGAGUCAAACUAAGAAAAAUAGGACUAAGGAAGCUGAGGAUGGCAAAGGACAGACAAGUUCAAACUGGAGAAGACAAUCUGUAAAAAGAGGUUUGCAAUGUUGUAUGCCUGCGUGGGAAAGACAUGCAGACGGGACAGUUGUAAAGCGUUUGAGGCGAUCAGCAAGUUGGGUUGAAGAAAAUUGUGGCAAGUUGCGAGACGGUACAUUUAGGUCUGCAGAAAAGAGGAAGUGGGAAGGACAAGCUGCCGGGGUGAAUCUGAGGAAGGCCAGCACCUCUGUCUACCGCUUGACGAACAGGAGCACUUGGCCUGGGAAAAAGCCUGGAAACUUUGCAAUGAAACGGGAAGCUCGUUACUCAUCAGCAAGGGUGUGUAUCAGCUGCAAUGAGAACUCACCUUUAGACAAACUGGAGAAGUUGGACAGUUAUGUAAACAGGCUGACUAAAGCUAAGACCCUGACAAACAAACCAAUGAGGACUGAGUAUGGUACGAGAAAUCUGACUAGUGUGAGAAAACACAAAGCAGAUGGAGUAGAUAAAGGAGGUCCCUCAAAGAGAGACACUUCAGAAGAAAUGUGUAAACCCCGUCUGAUCGCUCAGGAAGUUAAAAUACCAAGAGAUGCCAGAGCUGAAGCCAGUUCAACACUUGGUAAAUCCACUGUCAGCUGCUGGCAGGCCAAGAGAUACCAAGUUGUGAGUGAACGACAGAAGAUGGGGGAUUUCCAUACAAAUGAAGGCAGACUCCAUACAAGAGGGAGGAAGAGGAGGAUGCAGGAUGCUGUGGAGCUGAAAACCAGACAGGGGCCUCCUGAUAAGCGAAGGGGGGCCAAACCGAUCUGCAGUGUUUGUCUGCAGCAGAGCAGUGUGCCACGGCAGCCUUCACUGGACCUGCUGCAGAAGAGAGCGAAACAAAAGCCCAAUGAGCGGAACUCACUCCUAAGGGGUGGGAAGGCGUACACUAUGAGGGAUGACAGCAGGCUUCUGAACUCCUCGGGGGUUCAAAACGUCAGGGAGCUGAUGCAGCGCAAGAGGAGGGUCAUGGAGUGCAGGGAGAAGGAGAAUCACAGGGAGAGGAGCUCAGGAAAGGAAAAGCAAGAAGAACGAGAGGAUUGUGAGGAUGGUGGUGCAACCCGUGAUGAGCAGGAUUGCGUGAACGGAGAAGAAGUGACUGUGCAAGGUGGCAAGUGCCAUGGGCAGAUCUUGGAAAGCAGGGCCGAGAAUGCAAGAGACAGAGAGACCAAGAAUAAAGAGGUUCCUACAGAACAUGGCGGUGGAGGAACUGGACCGAGUGGGAUGGACAGAGUGGAUAAACCAGAGGCUGAUCGACCAAAAGGGCAGUGUGAACACAAUCAAGAAACGACAUCUAAUGGGACUGAAAUACAAGACAUGUCAAAGGGAAACUCCAUAAUAUCAGGAUUGGCCGUGCCUUCCCAAAGGCCGCACAACGUCACCAGGGCUUCAGUGGGAUGUUUGGAGUCGGAGGACGAGGUAGACGUGGAGGUUGACGUAGAGGUUGACGUGGAGGUUGAUGUGUUGGAUUGCUCCAGCCCCAUCCGUGUUUCAUCUGAUGCACUACACUGGAGCACAGCACAAGGGUCAAGUGAUGCAGAGGAAGAUGAUGAGGGAGAGGAGGUUGAUGUGACUGGCGAAGAAUCUGAGUAAAGCCUUAUUUUCAACCCCACAUAACAAACACCUCUUUGUCUCUCCUCCAAACUCUCUCAAGUGAGCAUGACAAACGCCUGCCACAGAAAGUGUGUGCCCCCGCACUACAAAGAAGCGGAGCUGUCCAAGGGCGAGGCCGUCUGCCUGGACCGCUGUGUGGCCAAGUACCUGGAGCUACACGAGCGGCUGGGCCGCAAACUGAC
Molecule: messenger RNA, 5367 nt
Organism: Paramormyrops kingsleyae
Lineage: Eukaryota; Metazoa; Chordata; Actinopteri; Osteoglossiformes; Mormyridae
Source: RefSeq, a predicted model, not a curated record